Messenger RNA from Rana temporaria (common frog), 1910 nucleotides. RefSeq names its product solute carrier family 22 member 6-B-like. Bases 127 to 1785 code for a protein of 552 amino acids. The transcript is spliced from 10 exons. Gene Ontology annotation, molecular function: transmembrane transporter activity. The record is from RefSeq and is a predicted model, not a curated record. Gene Ontology annotation, biological process: transmembrane transport. Gene Ontology annotation, cellular component: membrane. Lineage: Eukaryota; Metazoa; Chordata; Amphibia; Anura; Ranidae.
AGUCUCACAGUUAUUCACAGCGUUCACACUACCAACAACCAUCAUAAAGCUUGUGGUAAAUUGGCUAUGAUGCUGACAAUCAACUUCCAAUUUUCCUAGUAGUCAGUGUAUGGACUAUGAGCAGUCAUGGCAUUUCAAGAGAUCCUGAUGAGAAUAGGGGGCAUGGGACGUUUCCAGAUCAUACAUGUCACUCUUCUAUCCCUGCCUAUGUUCAUGCUAGCCAGCCACAAUCUCUUGCAGAAUUUCACUGCAGCUAUUCCAAAACAUCGCUGUAGACUCAAUGAUUCUUUGGAGGAUGGCAAUUUUACUGGGAUUUGGGUGGAAGCCUUUAUUCCAAUUGAGGCUAAUGGAAAACCCUCUAGUUGCUUCCGCUAUUCCAGUCCCCAAUUCCAUAUGUUCAAUAUCACCUCUUCAAGUAACACAAGUGAUGCAGAAAAAGAGCCAUGUAUAGACGGAUGGGUCUAUGAUGACAGUGAGUACUCCUUUACUAUCAUUACCAAGUGGGAUCUGGUCUGUAGUCAUCGUAGAAUGAGACAACUGGCUCAGUCCAUUUACAUGGCAGGAGUUCUGUUUGGGUCCAUUGUGUUUGGCGGUCUCUCAGACAAGUUUGGUCGCAGACCUUUGAACAUAUGGUCAAACCUUCAGAUGUUUGUAAGUGGAAUAUGUGCAGCCUUUGCUCCCAAUUACAUCACAUACUGUGUGUUCAGAUUCCUGACUGGAGCAUCUCUCUCUGGUAUUGUUCUCAACUCAUAUUCUCUGAUUGUGGAGUGGAUCCCCACAGAAAAACGAGCUUUCACCAGCACAGCCACUGGAUAUUGUUACACCGUGGGCCAGCUAAUCCUGGUGGGAUUGGCUUAUAUAAUUCGGGACUGGCGCAUGUUACAGUUGGCUGCAUCCGUUCCUUUCUUCAUCUACUUUUUAUAUUCAUGGUGGCUUCCAGAAUCCUGUCGCUGGCUUGUUCUUGGUGGGAAAUAUGAACAGGCCAUCAAAGACCUGAAGAAAGUAGCAAGAAUUAAUAGAAAAACAGAGGAGGGAGAAAAACUUACCAUGCAGACAAUCAAAUAUGACAUGCAAAGAGAAAUUAAUGCUGCUCGUAAGACGAAUUAUUCUGUGAUAGACCUAAUAAGGACUCCUGUGGUUCGUCGCAUAUCCAUUUGUAUAUCUUGCACUUGGUUCUCUACCAGUUUUGCCUACUAUGGUCUUGCCAUGGACCUUCAAAAAUUUGGGCUUAGCAUUUAUAUCAUUCAAGUAAUUUUUGGCACUGUUGACAUACCAGCCAAGUUUUUCUCUUAUUUUGUGAUUAAUUAUGUUGGGCGCCGUGUUCUGCAGGCCUCUGCUUUAAUUUUGUCUGGUGCUGCAAUUUUAGUGAAUAUCUUUCUACCUGAAGACUAUCACGUUGCAAGAAUGGUAAUGGUUGUGUUUGGGAAAGGAUGUUUGGCAGCUUCAUUUAACUGCGUGUACUUAUUCACAGGUGAAUUAUACCCAACCGUCAUCAGGCAGACUGGCAUGGGCUUAGGAACUAUGAUGGCACGCUUGGGAGGAAUUGUUGCUCCACUUGUUCAGAUGACUGCAGAUUAUUAUUACCAUCUCCCCCUCAUUAUAUUUAGCCUGUGUCCUAUUCUCUCUGGAGUUAUAGCUGCUUUUCUUCCAGAGACACUUGGUGUGCCUCUCCCUGAGACCAUUCAGGAGGUGGAAAGAACUGAUCAUGAAGAUGAGGUGACCAAAUAUGCUGAGGAGAUGGCUCUGAAGAACACUGAAUAUGAAACAGUAAAUGGGAAAUCCUAAGACUGCUAAUUUUUCCAUCCAUGGCAAUACCAAACAAAUUGGGGAAAAAACAUACGCACAAUAUUUUGGGAAUUAAGUUAUCACCGCUGUUUAAUUUCAGAUUAAUAAACUUUUGCCAAUAUUAA